Molecule: messenger RNA, 1946 nt
Organism: Schistosoma rodhaini
Lineage: Eukaryota; Metazoa; Platyhelminthes; Trematoda; Strigeidida; Schistosomatidae
Source: the annotation of a GenBank genome assembly
GUUAUACUCGCCUACGUAGUACGUUGCCAAGCUAUGUAAUUUUGCUAGUUUUCGACAUGCAAUGCAACACGGUUGGAUACAAAUUACCAUUGAUUUGAAAUUAUUAAUUGAUUGAUCGGGUCAAUACAAUUACAGCUAGUUAGAAAUUAACUGAGCUAGUUAUUUAUAAGCAUUUUGUCGGAGGAUUCACUCCAACAGUGAUUCCAUUAAACUGUUAGAGAUGCUCAUUACAGUCCAGUAGAUUUUGAUAAAUAGUGCCAUUUAUUUAAAACGAUAGGUAUAAAAGAGUUAAAUACUGUUUAUUUCUUGUCGCAUACCACAAAAUAAUUCCAUAUGUUUUCAGGAAAUGCCUCGAGUUCGACGAUGUACAUAUUCACAUGAACUUAAACUUCCCAACAUUAGGUUGAUUUCGAGGCAAAAUUCACCAAGAUAUGGAAAAUUUCUUGAACACUUCCACUUGCUUCUGAAAAAUGCAUUUAUAAUGUCCACAGAUGUUUCCUCAGGAUACGAUCAUUUAGAAUGCGAAUCUGUUGUAUCUACAGACGCUUCUAUCAGAACAGAUAAUCUAACAGUUGAAAGACAUGCAUCAAAUCUGACAAAUUCAUAUGAUAAAAUGAAACACCCAGGAUUAACACCUUCAAUAACGGCUUAUCGAUGGAUUACAUCGCAACCAAGCUUGCCAAAAGGAGUAUUUAGUAAAAUUGAAUCUGAAACUAUAGCACAAUGGCUAAGUGUUGGUACAACAGAUGAUUGGUUAAGACAUAUCCCGAAAUGUUCGAUAGGCAGAUAUGAUAAAAAUUCUUUGAAAAAUUGGAAAGCUGAUUAUCUAAAACAACCACAUUCAUCUGAUAAAGACAGAUUUAUUACAUUAUAUUCAAUUAGUUAUGAAGCCAAGCAGUUGGAUGAGCAAACUAAGAUUAGGCCUACAUCUACUAAUCGCCGAAAUAAGCCACAACUGUCAAGAUAUGUAUGUACUCAAAUCCUAUUAUUAAAUUUUGCUUUGCAUUGCUGCACCCUUAUGGAAUUUGACUACAUAUUUGCUCGUACAUACUUAUUCGCCUCUCUGCACCAAAUUCGUUUGAUAUGCUUCUAACUUCGUGGUCCGCGCUGUUCGCUAAUAAACUGUAGUUGCCUCUUCUCUUAGCCUUUUGAUUUUAAACACCGUUGAGAUUUAUGUUAUAACGGUUAUCGAGGUGAGCGGUUAGCGAAGCAAAGUCACUACAGGUUUAUGAUCCCAAUGAAAUUCAAUAAUAUCUACAACCCCAUACUGAAAAUUAACUAAAUUCAGACCAUAAAAUAUAGAGUAUUGUAUGCCUCAAAAGGGUUUAUUAGAAGAAACAAUUGAUGAAAAAUUAUGUUGUUUAUGGAUAUUGUUGUUGACAAACGACAAUUAAAUGUUAUGGUGAAAGUUAUAUACAUAUAUAGUCUUCAACCUUAAAAAUUGAAUUAAAAAAUAUCUCUUAGCCAAACCAUCCUGUUGUUUAAAUUUCUCAACAGGCACUUACCAUUUAUGUUUUUAUUUUGCAAUUGGUUUCACAACUGGAAUUUUAUUUGACAUCGACUAUGUAGAUGGAGCAUCAAAUACACUUGAAAACCCACUUAAACUACGCCCAUUUAUAUUAAAUACCUUAGAUGCGACAAUAUUGAACGGAAAAUAUCCUAGAUGAAAGACUUCUAAAUAUGAUGACAACUACCAGUUUGAAUCAGGAUGUACGUCUUCAAAGUAAGUUUCCAUAUAGGUCCAAGCUUCAGAUGGCUCCUGUGUAAGACUGGACCUUAGUCAGUAUAACUUUUUGAAGACUAAUUCUGAUGCAUUAACAAUACUCUUACUCUCAUUUUUUAUACAUUUACGAGAUAUUUUUCUAAGAUAUUCAUAUAUCUUUGUGUUAAUGAACAUCUAUGGUGUGUCUAUUUUUGCAUUUAGGCUCUUCCUCAAUUUUCAUGUA